This is a messenger RNA of Podarcis lilfordi (Lilford's wall lizard), 15478 nucleotides long. NCBI's taxonomy places the organism in Eukaryota, Metazoa, Chordata, Lepidosauria, Squamata, Lacertidae. The record is from the annotation of a GenBank genome assembly.
UGCAGAUAUAGGGGCGGGGCCUGCUUGGGAAAGAGGAAGCGGACUGGAGAAGGUGGCCGAACGUUCGGUCGCAGGCACCUUUGGACUCAGGUGAGUCGCGGAAGGGUCAGCGCCGGGACCUUUGCUUCAGGCGCUAGGGCCAAGCGCUAGGGGGUCGCCAACGCCGGGGGCUCCUAGCCCUACGACGUUCAGAACAGUAUCACAAAGGAGGGGAAAGCGGCCCUCUUGAGCAUGUCCAGAGUGCAUUUCGCUGGCCGCCCAACCACCGCCCGCCUCCGCGGCGUCUCCGGCAGGAGGGAUUGGGGUUUCCAGGUCAAAGGAUGCAACUCACCGCUCAAGCUCUCCCCACUCCGCUUUUAGGUUCCGGGUACUGCUGGGGAUGUGUUUUGAGGCUUGUGAAAUGUCGGGGAUUACAGCUUUGCUCUGUGACUUGCAAGCCCUGCCCCCUGAUCCAAGAUAUGUUGAGGGGACAUAGCAAGUGAGGAACUGCUCUGCACUUGCUCUAGGGCUCCUGGCUUUUAUUGUUAUUAUUAUUAUUACUACUGUUCUCAAGUGCUGUAUUGAACUUUGGCAUUGGCAACAAAUUACACUGGUCAGCCGCAGUCUGUGGACUUCAGAUUUGCAUUUGCCACGUGGUGCAAACUUGCCCGUUCCUGGACUUUUAUGUUUGCCUUUCCUUUGGGGUGGGCAGUGCCGGAUUUACGUAUAAGCUAAACAAGCUAUAGCUUAGGGCUCCACUCUCUUGGGAGCCCCCCCCAAAAUUUAAAGGAAAAAACAAACUGGAUGUACAUUUCCAAAAUAUAAGUUCAACAAUUACUCUGAUAAAAUACAUAUUUUGUUAUGUGCAAAUGGCUUUAGAUACCUAUUAGGUCCAUAAAUUACCAUAUACUGUAGCAUAUAUUCAACACAAAAAAGCGGCGAUUUGUUGUUGACAAAGGACAGCUGGACGUAUAAAGGGCCCCAUUACCUUCAGUAGUUUAGGGCCUCAUCAAACCUCAAUCUGGCCCUGAGGGUGGGGGGAGGUGUGGAGACACAACCGCUCUUGCCAUUUCUUUCCUUGUGGCCUUGGGAGUUCCAUUUCUGUAUUCCUAAUGUAGUGUUUCCCAGUUUCCAUAGGAUCUUGGCGACAGGCACGCAAGGCAAUGCACCUGCCGUGGCUCCUGAGCACUGCCCUUUUAGGGUUGGCAACCUGUGUGCCCAUUGAACGGCCCAAGGAGAAGCAAGAAGAGGAGACUCCCCCUGAGGCGCCAGUAAGGGAUCCUAAUCCUAAACAUCUCUGUAUUCUUGAGUAGUGCCCUAAUGUAUAAUGGUGGUUGGUGAUAUUAUCAUCAUUAUCCUAUCUCCUGGUUAGCAGAACUUGGAGUCAGGAGUCAGUCUCCUACUACUUUAGAAUAUAUAUUUUUAUUUCUGAUUUCAGUCCAGGAAAUGCUUAUGUUAUUCUUUGCAAGCCAGUACCAGGAAUCAUUCCAUUGAUCAAUUAGUAUUUUUUUUACAUUUAGCUCUGAAUACUUUGAGCAGUUUAGGUUGUGAAAGGGAGGGGAAGAUUUACAGCCUCUGUCUCAGCCAGAGACCAGAUAGCACUAAAAAUUUCUGUUGGUCUCCACGGUAUUUAUGAACUGAUUGUGAUAAGGAAGUUGAAGGAUCUUGGGGUGCAAGAGCAGGAGCAGGUCACACUGCAGAAUUUUGUUACAUCUCUCCACUUGCUUGUUGAUGAUGAUGAUGAUGAUGAUGGUUAGCACAUGGAGUUUGCUUAUGUUGCAUUGGACCUCUGAGUCCAUUAAGCCCAGUUCUGUAUCUUCUCUAACCAAGAAUCUCUCCCAGGUCCUCUUCUCUGGAGACCCCAGGGACUAAAUCGGAGAACCUUAUGUAUGCAAAGCAAACGCUUUACCCCUGACCAACAGCCCUUCCCCGGAUGGUUGCCCUGACCCAUUGCUCUCGCUUUUGCACAGGACACAGGCCUCUAUUAUCACCGCUACCUCCAAGAAGUGAUCAAUGUGUUGGAAACAGAUGGGCACUUCCGGGAAAAGCUCCAAGCGGCCAAUGCAGAGGACAUCAAGGUGAUCUGGACUAUGUUGUGUGGUCAUGUGUGCUAGCAAGAUAGUUUUCUUCUUUAGCCAGCAUUCUGAGGUUUUGGUUUUGGUGCAUAGUGAAAUAUGGCUUCCCUGGGAGCCGGACUUGGAUUUUUGUGGUAGUGAUGAAUCCAUAUCGCCCUGCAGUGUGGUAACUCUUCACUUGCUGAACUUGGACUGAGAAAACCUGGCCUUAAAUCAGGUUGGGAAACCUUUUUGACUCCAUGGACAAGAUGCUUAUCAGGCCAAAUUUGACAGCCUUGGCCACCUCUCAAAAUCCCUUGCAUGGGUUUUCCAAAUGGCCUGGUGGGCCAAAUUGGACUCCCGGUGGGCUAAGGCUGGCCCCUGGGCUGGAGGCUCCUCACCCCUGCUUUUAAUCCCAAAGCUCCAAUCGCUGUCACUCAACCUAUCCUAUCUCAUAAGGCUGUUGUGAAGAUGGGACGAGAUGCAUGUUCUGCAUUGUGUUCCUUGGAGGAAGGGUGGAAUUAGCAUGACUAAAACCUCUGCCAUCUCUGGCUUCUUUCAGAGCGGAAAACUCAGCAAAGAGCUGGACUUUGUCAGCCACCAUGUCCGCACCAAACUUGAUGAAUUGAAGCGUCAAGAGGUCUCCCGGCUUCGGAUGCUUCUGAAGGCCAAGAUGGAUGCAACCAUGGAACAAGGUGAGCUGGGACAGAAGUGGAUUGCGUGAGUGGGGCUCCUGGAGGGAUUUGGGGAAUAGAAAUAGGGGGUGCUGAGAGUCAGGGGUUCUGGUUUUGUGGUUGGGACUGUGGCAUUUUGGAUAGUUUGUGUUAGAUCUGGGUUCCAGCAUGAAAAGUUCAGGGCCACUGCAGAGUUUGUAUGUGUGUAUUGAGUGGUCUUUGGACACUUACGCCUCCUGAUCAGGAAUUAAUUGUUCCUGACAGCCUAUUGCACUUACUUAUUAGUUGCAUUUUCAGCCUGGGCUUCCUCAGAUGUAGCCAUAAAAAUGGUCUUGUUAGAUUGGUCCAUCAGCAACCAGCCUGGUCUCCCCACCCUCACACUUACUUUUCAGGAGACUCAUGAGUUAGGCUUCAUAGUGAGCCCCAUCCCCUGUUGUCACCAGGAACUGAUACAGUCUGGAAGUUCCAUUUUCAGUUGUUCUGACCAAUAGCCAUUGGCUUAAAUGGAAGGUGGGGGAUCUGCUGCCUUCUGUGCCCUGUCCUUGGCCAGGUUGGUUGGAGCUGAUGGGAUUUGUAGCCCAACAACCUGUGGAGGGCUGCAGGCUCCUCAUCCCCAUUCUCUGUGACCUGUUGGAGCUUCAGAUGUGAACCAGCAUCCUUAACCUCUCCCCUGCAAACUCCUCUCCACUUCCAGAUGUACAGGUCGAUCACCUCUCUUUGCUGAAGCAGUUCGAACAUCUGGACCCUCAAAACCAGCACACGUUUGAAGCCCGGGAUCUGGAGUUGCUCAUUCAAGCCGUAUGUCUGAACUUCCUUCCUUAUUUCUUACCAAAAUCGAUGUGGCUGUCUUGUCAGCCUGUGGUGUGCUGAUGCCCUGGUGUUUGUUCACCUCACCCUGGUCCAUACUUGUGCAAUGCAACACAACUGCCUGAUUCAAGUGCUGUGCAAGAAGAUAUCCUUGCAGCGGGUCUUAUUGCCUAUUUAUCAACCAUCCUCUGUUGUUGCUGCUGUUGCGCUUUUCGACAGCUGUGUGAUCUGUGGCAAUUAACAGGUGAUCGCAUUUUGCUCCAUGGUGGAAGAAGCUCCACUUGCUAAUUAAUAUCUAUAAGUAUGGGUGACCGGUUUAAAAGCAAGGCCUUUUGCCUAACGCGCCAUGUGGUUCAGUGUGGGAUCAGCCGUGUGUGUCGUUUUCUCCUCCCCCAUAUUGUUUAAGGGAGUGAAGUUUUUUUCCUUUCCUUAUGCUCUGGAGGAAAACAGCCACAAAAAGAGCAAUUCUUUGGGAAUUAAACUGGAGGUAAUUGCCUGUGUUGAGGAUUCAAUUCCUCUGGAAGGAGAGCCAAGACAAUAAUUCUCAUGCACAGUUUGUUCGAGGAAGUAAGAUAAUCUCUCUUCCCACCCCCACAAUGCUUCUCUGCUUUUCUGUAAAGUGUUUUCUUUAUUGGCUCAUCCCCUUUUGAAGAAAGGCAGGCUGAUCAGGAUGGGAGAUACUGUGUUUUUGUUACGUGCAUGUACGUUUAGUAAUCACAGCACACCCAGAUUUUUAAUAUGUAUCCAAUCUAUUCUACUUUUGGUCUCAAGGGAUGGGUGGUGGAUAGCAGGUCUGAGAUCAAGUGGGGUUGCAAGACCCAAAUCCAGAAUAGCCUUUGAGUUUGCAGUCCUAGUGCAAUUCUGUCUGAGCUCUGCCUAGCUCAGUAAGACGGUGGCCCUGUCUGCACUAUACAUUUAAAGCAGUAUUAUACCGCUUUAAACACUCGUGGCUUUCCCCAAAGAAUCCUGGGAGUGACUGUAGUUCAUUAAGUUGUUAGGAGUCCCUUAUUCCCCUCAUAGAGCUGCAAUUCUUACAGUGGUUACUGAGAGAACUGAGAGUGGAGUUAGGAGUCUCCUGUUCUGAAUAACUGAGUCAGAUGUCUCUAAAGAAUCUGUUUCUAUAUGCAACCACAGCAGCCGGGAUCGUAUAGGCUCAGAAAUGAGAGGGAGGGAACAGUACCAACGAAGGAAGAAUGGCAGACGAAGCUGGUGGAAUAUGCAGAAAUAGCAAGUUUAACCAUCAGAAUUAGAGAUCAGGAGGAAAGAGUGUUUAAGGGAAGAUUGGAAAACGUUUGUAGAAUAUUUGAAGAGUUAUUGCAAACAAAUUAAAACAUUGGCAGGAUUAGAGUAAAUUCAGUGGUAUAAAUUAAGCUGAGAGAAGAUGAGAAAGAAUUAAUAUGGAGUUAAUUAGAAUAUGCAGCAGCAGAAGAUAAUUAGAUUGAACCAUGGAAAGGAGGGAAGUCAGUGAUUGUUUAUUUUUUGUGAAUGCAAAUGUGAAAAAGAUUGUAAAAGUGAAAAUUAUGUAUGCAUAUGCUGCACUAGAUGGAUCAUUGGCCAGAUCCAGCAAGCUUGCCUUACAUUCUUGUGUUUACUUUGAGCUUUGCAGGGACUUCAGGCAUCCGUCUUCGAGCAUCCCGGGUUACAGCAGGGGGAAAUGCUUUUGUCCCAGCUCUCCCACCCCACUUUGUCACUGUUGACACUAUCUGUCUUGCCUCUUCGCCCCACAGGCUACUAAGGACCUGGAGAACUACGAUGCCGCUCACCAUGAAGAGUUCAAGCGUUACGAGAUGAUGAAGGAGCACGAGCGCCGGGAGUACUUGAAAUCUCUGGAUGAGGAGAAGCGCCGGGAGGAGGAGGCGCAUUUUGAGGCGCUCAAGAAGAAGCACAAGGAACAUCCCAAGGUCAACGUCCCGGUAAGGGAACCACUUGUAGGUUUUUUUGUGGGGGGAGGGCGUGCGGGUGUUCCUGUGGGAAGCAAAGAUGGGAGAUACUAAUUCUUUUGACUGGCCUUGAUUGCCUCAUCUGUAACCCCAACGCAGGGGAGCCGCGAUCAGCUCAAAGAAGUCUGGCAGGAGACCGACGGCUUGGACCCCAAUGAGUUCAAUCCCAAGACUUUCUUCAAAUUACACGGUGAGGAGAGGGAGGAAGGGUGUUCCUUUCAUCGCUUCCCUGAAGGGAGCUCUGGUUUCAGGCUUAUAGCAGUGGAGGGCUGACAGGUUUAGCUGAUGAUCAGUAGAUUAGUGACAUUUUUUAGUACAGUCAUACCUCGGGUUGAAUGUGCUUCAGGUUGAGUGCUUUUGGGUUGCAAUCUGUGGCAACCUGGAAGUAAUGAAGCGCGUUACUUCCGGGUUUCGCCGCUUGUGCAUGUGCAGACGCUCAAAAUGACGUCAUGCGCAUGCACGGAAGUGGCAAAACGCGACCCGUGCAUGCGCAGACGCGCCGUCGCGUCUUACGUUCCAUUCAGGAUGUGAAUGGGGCUCCGGAACGGAUCCCGUUCGCAUCCCGAGGUGCCACUGUAGUUGGAAGUCACUCUGGAUGGCUUCCAAUACAUAAAAACACAAUAAAACAUCAGACAUUAAAAAUUUCCAGAUACAGGGCUGCCUUCGGGUAUCUUCUAAAAGUUAUAUAGCUAUUUAUCUCCUUGACAUCUGAUGAGAAGGCCCUCUGCCUGGUUGCCUGUAACUUCACUUCUCACAGUGGUGAAAUUGCCAGAAGGCCCUUGGAGCUGGACCUCAAUGUGUGGGCUGAACGAUGGCGGUGGAGACGCUCCUUCAAGUAUACAGGACAGAGGCCAUUUAGGCCACAGUUUGUCUUGAAAACAUGGUUUAUUUCCUAACGUGCCUCACCCUGUCCCUGCACAGCUUCUCUCUUCUCCCUCACCUCCACAUGUUCUCCAAACGAGUCACAUUAUUUUCUAGAUCUGAUUUAUUACUCUCCCUUCACAGCAAGGUACCAGGGUAAUGUAGAAACACAAUCUUGAAAUCAGUUCAAACAAUGGACAAAGCCACAUUCUUUUGGCUGUAAUGUUGUUCAAACCCAGAGCAUGGUAUUUUUUUAACCCGCCAUGUGCAAUAAGGCCAGAAAUAAAUUUAAGGUAUGUUCUUGGAUUAAUUGGUAGCCCACCAUGUUGUUUGAAGGAAACAAGGCUUUAGGUGACAUGACAGGCCGUAAUUUGUGUGGGCAUAUUUGUGAUUAAACCAUGGUUUAAGACAAACUCUGGCAUAUUGUGACGUGCAAAACCAGACCACUGGCUCUCCCAUAAUUACUCACUGGGGAGAGAGAGAGAGAGAGCGAGAGAGGCUUGCCUAAGUCUAACUCUAUCUCCCUUACUUUCCCCCCUCAGACACAAAUAGUGAUGGAGUUCUAGAUGAGCAGGAACUGGAGGCUCUCUUCACUAAGGAGGUAAGUUCUCUGCCUAAAGGUAAAGGUAAAUGUACCCCUGACCAUUAGGUCCAGUCGUGACCGACUCUGGGGUUACGGCGCUCAUCUCACUUUAUUGGCUGAGGGAGCCGGCGUACAGAUUCCGGGUCAUGUGGCCAGCAUGACUAAGCCGCUUCUGGCGAACCAGAGCAGUGCACGGAAACGCCGUUUACUUUCCCGCCAGAGUGGUACCUAUUUAUCUACUUGCACUUCGACGUGCUUUCGAACUGCUAGGUUGGCAGGAGCAGGGACCGAGCAACGGGAGCUCACCUCGUCGCGGGGAUUCAAACCCCCGACCUUCUGAUUGGCAAGUCCUAGGCUCUGUGGUUUAAUCCACAGCGCCACCCGCGUCCCCAUAGUUCUCUGCCUAGUUCUUAGUAAUAAGCCUGGGCCCAGGCUGUACCACAGCAGACUGCAGCUUUGAGGUGCAUGCAUGUUUCAAUGCUCUUCCAUACAAAAGCAAGCCUGCAAGCCCCUCUGCAUGUAGAAAACUAGCACAUGGGAGGAAAGCUUCUCUCUGACACUUCAUUUUCUGUGUACAAAGAAGUUUUUCUUGUAUUUGGGGGCAGAAGGGGAUGCAUUCAAGCAUUUGAGCCUCCCCUUGCAGUCUGCUGUGGUGCAACCUUGAAACAGGUCCUCAUAAGGACUAGCCUCUUGCCUGCAUAUAGUGAGCAAUUUUAUCAGGCAGGGGUCUGUUUACCAGCCCAAAUGCUGGGGAUUGAACCUGGGAAAGUCUGCAUGCAGAGCAAGCCCUUUCCUAACUGAGCUGCAGCCCAGUUGUCAAGGGAUGAUCUGAUAAGAGGGCUGAUAGGAGUCCCAGCAAUAUCCUGAGGGUCACAGACUCCCCAUCCCUGUUUUUUUGUGGUGUGGGUUGUGAGCAGUCUCGAGAGGCAGGUUUCCCUUCUGGGGAACGACAUGAGCUCAGGUGUGUAGCAUGCAUGUUGUGCAUUCCAGAGGUCCCAGAUUUGAUCCCUGGCGUCUCCAGGCAGGGCUGGGGGAUGCCUCAGCUUGAAGAGCCAGAAAGACACUGGCAGUCCAGUGUAAAGGUAAAGGUAAAGGGACCCCUGACCAUUAGGUCCAAUCGUGGCCGACUCUGGGGUUGCGGCGCUCAUCUCGCUUUAUUGGCAGAGGGAGCCAGAGUGCAGCUUUCGGGUCAUGUGGCCAGCAUGACUAAGUCACUUCUGGUGAGCCAGAGCAGCGCACGGAAACGCCAUUUACCUUCCCGCUGGAGCGGUAUCUAUUUAUCUACUUGCACUUUGACGUGCUUUCGAACUGCUAGGUUGGCAGGAGCAGGGAUGGAGGAACGGGAGCUCACCCCGUCGUGGGGAUUAGAACCGCCAACCUUCUGAUUGGCAAGUCCUGGGCUCUGUGGUUUAACCCACAGCGCCACCUGCAUCCCGGCAGUCCAGUGUAGACAAAGCUAAAUAGAACCAACUGGUCUGAUGGGGUAGGAGGCAGCUUCCUAUGCGCCCACAAUUCAGGACCUUUGGACCUUUUUCUUUUUGUGGAGAAGAGGUUCCUCAGGGUUAGAGAAGGGGGAUGGGCACAACAGGGCUUCUUAGCCUCUCACCUUGCCCUUGUUCCCCACUUUGCAGCUGGAGAAGGUCUAUGACCCCCGGAAUGAAGAGGACGACAUGUUAGAAAUGGAGGAGGAGCGGCUGCGCAUGCGGGAGCAUGUCAUGCACAAUGUAAGCGUCUGGGCCGGAUGGAGAGGGCGAUAUAGCGCCAUUGCUCCCUGCGAUCAGAGAAGACAAAGGGGGUCCAACUGCGAGACAUGCUUAUUAUGACACCCCAGCUUUUCUCUGAGUGAAACACUUGCUUCUUCCCCUUUCUGUUUUAUCCCUGCGAGACGGGUUAGCCCUGGCAAGCUUCAUGGCCGAGUGGGGACUUGAACCCUGCUCUCCCAGGUCCUUGUCCCAACGCUAACCACUGCACCACGCUGUCUCUUUGGCUUGUUUUUUGAAGGCUGCUGGUGGUAAAGCGAUCCGCAGUGCUAGCGUAUCAGCUGAGAGUGAGAUGUCAAGUUCCCCCUGUUGUUGGCGGGAGGACUUAAUGUACCUUUCCUCCAACUUACCGCCCUCCUGAUUUUUUGACUCCCCCAAUGACCCUCAGCCCCAGCAGUCAUGGUCUAUGGUUGGGGGAUGGUGGGAGUUGCAGUCCGGCUUAAUGUCUCUCAGCCCAGCCUAUUGCCCGCAGCAUAGCCCUGCCUCAUAGGGUUCUCGUGCUUAAUGUCCUGCGGGAGCGAGUUCCACAGUUUAUGCUCUGUGGUGUUGCCUCUGCUCGUUCACAGUCCUAAUGUGGGAUGUCUUGAAGACUCGUCUUAGUAGAAAGCUUUGCCAAAAAUAAAAAAAUACCCAAACCCCAGAAUUUGUGGGUGAGGGUGAACACUAAAAGAGACCACAACAGGGGUGGCAGAACCCAUUGCCUGCCUCCAGAUCUUUGUUUGAACUGUUCGCCAUCUCUGAUCAUUGGACAUGCAGCCCUGGGGCUGAUGGGAGUUGCUGGAAAUGGAACGGAGGCAGCAAGCGAGGUCAUUGAAUCUCUGCUAAUGUGCAGCAAGCACAGAAAACAUUGGCAGUCUAUAGUGACAGGAGCAGCUUGCAACUGGAGCGGAGGAGGACUGAACUGCUUCCCUUCAGUUAACAUCCUUUCACUACCAGAGUGGUUGAAAGGGCCAGACCACACGUUUCCUUUCCCCUGAGAGGUUGUGGAGAAAGAGACUGACUUCAGGAAAUAUGUGGGUGGCAGAGCCUGUGUGUUUGUGUGUGUGUGUACUGGGAAACUUGGCUUUCCCCUUUUCUCUCCCACACAUUUGGCUUCUGAGAUCUUUCUGCGUAUUCUUCACAUCAGCUGGUGUCAUCUACACCUCGGUAUUUUUCCAAGUAUCUAGAAUAGAUGACUGGAACUUCCCCCAACCUGAUGCCGCCCUCCCACCUGAGGACCCAAGACUAGGGGAAGGCUGUUCUGUUCUGAACAUUUACCAGCUUGACUCAUCACUGAGGCUCUGUUUCUGCUUUCCCCACCUUUUUGAAGUGAGGAGGAUUGUUAACGAGAGCAGCUUUUGCCAACCUGGUGCCCUCCAGGUUGGCGGUGAUGGGAAGUUAGCCAACCUGAUGACUUCCAGAUUUGCUAAGGCUGAAAUGGAGACGGGGCCUUUUUGGUAGUGGCGCCCAGCCUAUGGAAUUCCCUCCACAGGGAGGUUUGAGGGGGUUCUCCCCCUCUUCCUAAGGGCAAGUCAAGGCUUUCCUUUCUAGAAAAGCCUUUGUGGCGAGAGCAGUUGUUUGUCCUGUCCUGCUCCUGCUUAUUGUCAUCUACUUGCUGCUGUUUUUGUAAGUUUUAUUGUCAGGUUUAUAGUGAUUGGUUUUGUUUAUUUAUAAUUCUGUUGAUUUAAAUUGGGGCCUGUUGUAACAUUAAGGUGGGUUUUUUGUUUUUUCUGUGGGUGCAGAAAUGCAGCAUAUAGAUAUACAAAAUUUACUUCCAUGUUCCAGCAAACGAGGCUGGAAACUUGCUCAUUAUUUUCUUCAAGAAGUGAAAGCUUUAAGACAUGUUGUUCUGUAGCCAGUAUAAGUAUGGAGUGACCCAGAGUCAAGAGAGAAGGGUGGCGGACCCAUAACUCAUACGCUGCAGAUUUCUGAGGCGCCAACAGGCUUGGAGGGGAAAAUGUCAGAAAAGCAGGGAGGGGCUGAAAAUGGCGAUUGAGGCCUAAUAGAGGGAUUGAAGGCCCAGGCAGAUUUCUGUGGUCCGUUCACAACUUAUCUUCUUGCAGGUGGACCUUAACAAAGACCGCCUGGUGACCCUGGAAGAGUUCCUCAAAUCCACUCAGAAGAAGGAAUUCAACGAAGCCGACGGAUGGGAGGUUUGUGGAGGGGAGACUGCUGUGCGAAACAAUAUUCUGAAUGUCUGCUAACAAGGAUCAAAGAAGCAGGUCACUAGUAGCAGAUUUCAGGUUCAGGGGUGUGGGGCACCUCAGUUACAGGGGCCAGAAAGUACCUCCAUCCUUCUCUGUCUCUCUCAAGCCCUGGGACUCUCCAUGGGCCAAACAUUUGUUCCAGCCUUGUUCCAAGUGCUUUUCCCUGGUUGAAACCUGCCAUUGAACUGUGAUUAUGCCUUGGAUAUGUAAGGAUAGAUUUAGGUGGGUGGGUGCCUGGAGAAGCCUGGGUUUGGCAGGCCUGGAAUGUAGCUACUGUACAGAGGUAAAGAGUCAGAUCAUUAGCCACACCCAUUUUGCCUCUGGCCACACCCACCUUUGCCUCUGGCCACACCCACUACUGGCAUGAUGCAAGGUGGCCCUUGAGAGAGUGAUCCCCUCUGGUUAAAUAAGGUCUGCCCAUCCCUAGGCCAGGAGCAGAUAAAUCUAACACACUCUCUGAAACUAGGUUAAUCUUGCUGCAUCCAUGUGAAGUUGCUAAAAAGCAAAACAUCUGUCUUUGCUUGAGGCAAGCUAAUUCCCUUGGCGUGGAAUGAGACUUGUCUUAAAUUGUUUGGGGCUGUGUAUCAAGAGGGCCUACUGCCCCUGAUCCGAUAUAGUGUGGGAGUUUUUGAAAAUUGAUUUUGUGAGAGACUUCAGAGUCAAGAAAACAGCAUUUCAGUUUCAUCUGAUUACAGUCAAAACGUGCUGACUUUUCCUUGGCUGUCUUAGAUGGCCCUGAGCCUCAAGCUUCUGGUGUUUUUAAAGGUAAAGGUUGUUUCAAGUUUUUUUAAUAAAAAAUGUGUCAAAUGAUUUUAAGCCAUGCAAUUAAAAAAAAAAAAAGAUUGGGCCAGAAGAAGGUUUUAAAUGAUAAAUGAAGGUGACUGGUUUUUCCUGCCCUGUGUAUGUUAAGAGAGUUUUCUAUAAAUUGCUCAAAGUUGCUUGCAGCAUUUAAAAAAAAAAAACUGAUUGCAAAAACUACUGUCAGAUCUAAUAAAGCCGUUUUAAUAUGCAGCAUAACUACGAAGCCAGCAACCUUGUGUGGCCAUUUCUGAUUCUCACCCCUCAGCUCGAUUACAUUUUUAUUUGUUGAGGAGAGCAAAAAUGCUCAGAACCUUUCAUUUUUGCAGCAGCAGCCUUUUAGGAGCUAUAACUGUAUUUUUCAGUGGGUACUUGUUCCAGCCAUGGGAACAUAAGCCCAGUAGCUGCCGGUGCCCGUUGGGGCUGGUGGGGCAGAAGGCAGUGAGCCCAAGAGCCAGAGACUAGUGGAGUUUGUAUUUGGUUUGUUCCCAUCCUCAUCUUCCCUGUUGAGUUCUAUCGAAGCAACUCUGAAGCUGAGGAGGGAGAGGAAGCUGACAGGCAGCGCCUCCCCCUGGACAGAGUGAUGUUGGUGGGGCAGUGCCCCGUUUGCCCUAAUGGGCCAGCCUCCUCUGCUUAAGCCUUGGUAUUUGUGAAAUCUGCAACAGAGGUACUUUGAUCCAUAUUACAGGCAACUCCCCACUUAGGCACAUUCGAGGCAUGGGUGACUUGCACACCCCAGAAGUGGAACAAAACGGCACAGAAACCAUGUUAGCAAUCCCACAAGCCUUUGCGAGUGCAAUCCCAGGAGCCUUUGCACCAACCUUUGAGGCCUGCGGGGAGUUGGAGUUUGAGAAAGGAGGUUUUCAGGGAGCGAUUGCGGUGGAGACUUUGUUGUAUUUUGGGGUUUUUCGAGAGUUUCCAGAGGCUUGCAGGCUUCCUCAAACUCGGCCCUCCAGAUGUUUUUUGGCCUACAACUCCCAUAAUCCCUAGCUAGCAGGACCAGUGGUCAGGGAUAAUGGGAAUUGUAGUCUCAAAAAACCUCUGGAGGGCUGAGUUUGAGGAAGCCUGGUUUAGAGGGUGUUUGCAGGCAGGCUCUUUCAAUGAUUUUUGCAAUAGACACAAUUUCACUUAAACAUGCGCUGCCUCGGAACGUAACCCCUGCAUCAAUGGGGAGUUGCCUACAUAUACAAUCACCACCACUAUCACCCUUCGUUCUGUGUUGGACCAAGUCCAUGUCACGUGACCUAAAAGAGCUCCCAGAUUUAAUGAUCUCUCUUGUCAGUUAAGCCAGCCGCUCUGUUUCUCACUUCUUCCCCCAUCCAGACUGUGGAAGAGACCCAAGUGUACUCGGAAGCCGAGCUUCAGCGCUUUGAGGCAGAGCUGGCAGCCCAGCAGGCAGAGUUAGGCCGGCAAGCGGAGCAGCUUCGCCAGCAGCACCAGGAACUGCAGCAGCGGCAGGUGGAGCUUGAUGCCCAGAAGAAGGAAUUUCAGCAGGUGGGAAGCACGAGGUUGGGGGAGCGGCAGACAUUUGGUUGGGUGGCAUAGCUGUUGGGUGAGGGUAGUCGGAUUGGGAGACAGGUUAACCGAAAGGGGAAAGGGCUUUGGUGUGGCGAGAAGUGUGCAGUUGCAGUCCUUUCUUCUGCAAGGAGAUCAAAGCAUGAGGGAACAUGUGCAAAAAGAAGAAGAAAAGGUCCCAGCAUUUUGUAAUUGCAUGCAUGCCGUUUUCAGGAUGCAAUUGCACUUUGAGGGUUUGUGUGAGCUCACCCAGCUUCCUGUUCCUUACAGGUUGUUCUCCAGAUGGAACAGAGGAAAGCCCAAAAGCAGCCUGAGCAGGCAGCCCACGCUGGACCUGACGGAGAACUGAAGUUCCAAGCCCAGCCGCCGCAUGCAGCCCCAGCAGGUAGGAGGAGCCGUAUCCCCUGGGUUCUCUUGGAAAAUAAGGGAAUCUGGUCCGUUGAGAGAGGAAAAGUGGUUGGCAGCUGGGGUCUCUGGGCUUUUUUGAAAGGGACGAGGAUCUGGGCCUGUAUGCAGUGCAGUUCAGCCGCCUCUUUACUUCGAAAUAUGCUCCCAAACACCAGAAGCUGUGUGGCAAAGUGACCAGAGUGUUGGUCCAGGACUGGGGAGACCAGGUUUCAAAUCCCCACUCAGCCAUGGGACUCGCUGGGUGACUUUGGGCUAGUCCCUGUCUCUGAGCCUAACCCAUCUCACGGAGGGGGUGAAUCAUGUAGGCCACCUGGAGCCCCUUGGAGGAGAGGUGGGCUAUAAAUGGGGGGGGGGUGUUAAAUUAAAUCACAAGUAAAACUGGCUUCAGAACUGUUUAUAAUGUCUGGCAGUAGUUCUCCUGGGUUCCAGAGAGGGAACAUUCCCAGUCCAAUACAGUGGUACCUGGGGUUAAAUACUUAAUUCGUUCCGGAGGUCCGUUCUUAACCUGAAACUGUUCUUAACCUGAAGCACCACUUUAGCUAAUGGGGCUUCCCGCUGCCGCCGCGCCGCCGGAGCCCGAUUUCUGUUCUCAUCCUGAAGCAAAGUUCUUAACCCGAGGUACUAUUUCUGGGUUAGUGGAGUCUGUAACCUGAAGCAUAUGUAACCUGAGGUACCACUGUAUGGAAAAGUUGGGGAGUGAACCUGGGACCUUCUGCAUUCAAAGCAGUUGCUCUACCACUGAGUUACGGCCUUUCCCCAUAGCAGGAGAGUGCGGGGGGUGGGGAGGCUUGCCUGGCCGUGGCGCUCUGGAUUCUUUGCAGUCUCCACCAGCCACCUCCCCAAUUCUGAUGCUGGGGAAGGAGGGAGGGAUGUCCCCGUGUAGCUGCCAGGAGGAUCUCUGCCUGCAGCUUCAAAUUUUCGAAGAGGGCUGGUCACUUCUGUACCCUCUCCAGAGGGUGGCACCAGGCAUGGCAGGUGGAUCCGUCUAAACCUGUGUUCUGGGCCCCUGCGCCAGGAGGGCAAGCGAAAGGGAGGAACAGGAUUCCCAUGCUCUUUCAGAGGCAAGUGAAGUCCUGUCGAUGACAACAGCUCCACGCUCUUGUCUUCUCCUUUCCCCCCAGACCAAACACCUCCUCCUCCACCCGAGUCCCGUGCUGGAGGCCCUGCGUUGCCGGAUGCUCCUGCCCUGCAGAACCAGGUGGAACCUCUCCAGAACCAACAGCAUCACGCGAAUCCUGUGGAGCACUGAUGGGUGUGGUUGUGGGGAAUUAGGGUUGCCUUUUCCUCUUGUUUCCCCAUCCCCUUUGCACCUGGAGCUCCCAAAUCCAAACUUUCCCCGGUACCAUGGGCAAAGGGAAUAGGCAAGAGAUCUCUCCUAUCGCAGAAAACAGUGGGAAGAGUCUUUAAUGGAAGCCCUGCCCCUUAACCAGUCUCUGCCCACUCCUCUUCUGGUCGCACACAAGAGAAAAUAGGUAUGGGAGCUGUUAAAAAACAACAACGCACACACAUAAAUCCUCCCCUUUUUUAAAUUUAACGGAUCCGGGCUCUCUGCUUCUCUCUAGCCACAAUGAGCCUCUGAGGGAGCCCUUAGCAGGGCUCUAAUGAGGGAGGUGGAGGAGCGUUUGCCAUGGAAGAUGAGCAGAGGGAGGGAGAAGAAACUGAGCGAGAGACCAGCACCACACCUGCCCUGGUCACUUUCUACUAUGUUCCUGGAUGCACUGGGGUGAAAUCAACAGGGUUGGGGGACAUGAUGUCUCUCUUGCUGAUGUCAGUAUUGUAGACUCGGGCCACUACCUUCCUCCUUUUCAAAAGUUGAUUCCUUUAUAAUGGGAUUGCAGUGUUGACCUUUUUUUAUUUUUAAUUAUUUGGGCCCUUGUAUUUAAAUAAAGCUCUCAAAACACGUCUGAUUUCCU